CUUUCUUUUGUAUUUCCUUUUUUGGGGUUUCAUGGGAUUUUAAUCUUUUUUUUCCUUCGAGUCAGUACAAUCCCCGGCGACCCAUUUGAAGGUUUUCCGUGGCAGACCCAGAUCGGAUCCAGCCCGGCGGUGGACUCCGUUGGGCCUGCAUUGUGGUAUUCGAUGUUCUGAAGAUGAACUCGGAUGGUCAAAAGUUGCAUUGCUAGGUUUGGAUUCAUGGGGAUUUGUUUUAGUAUUGACGAACAAGAACAUCUACAACAAAAACUACAUCAGAAGCAACAAAAGCAACGACAACAAGGGAAGCAACGAUUAUCAUUCAUGACGAGUUCAGGACAGGAAUCUCCCCAAACUCUGGGUAAAACAAGUAAACCGGAGUCCUUUCAGAACCAAAGUCCAGUCAGAACUCCAUUGGUUCCCAAGAAUGUCACAGAUCUCCGCCAAAAUCCUGGGUAUAGUAAUGUCGAUAACUUUACAUAUGAAGAGAUGACAUUAGCCACAAAGCGUUUUCGGCCAGACUAUAUUCUUGGUGAGGGUGGGUUUGGAGUUGUUUAUAGGGGUGCCAUUGAUGAGAGUGUGAGGCCUGGCUACAAGACGACAAAGGUUGCAAUCAAGGUGCUUGAUCCCGAUGGAUUCCAAGGUGACCGAGAAUGGCUGGCAGAGGUCAACUAUUUAGGGCAGCUUAGUCACCCUAAUCUUGUGAAGCUCAUUGGGUACUGCUGUGAUGAUGACCACAGGCUGUUGGUCUAUGAGUACAUGGCUGGUGGAAACUUAGAAAAACACCUUUUCCGCAGAGUGGGUUGUACUUUAACUUGGUCAAAGAGAAUGAAGAUUGCUCUGGAUACAGCGAAAGGGCUUGCUUGCCUUCAUGGCUCAGAGAGGCCUAUCAUCUAUCGUGAUUUCAAGACGUCGAACAUCUUGCUCGAUGAGGACUUUAACGCCAAGCUUUCAGAUUUCGGGCUUGCAAAGGAUGGGCCUAUGGGAGACCAGACCCAUGUGUCAACACGAGUGAUGGGCACAUAUGGAUAUGCUGCUCCUGAAUAUGUUAUGACAGGGCACUUAACAGCUCGAAGUGAUGUUUAUGGUUUUGGGGUGGUGUUACUUGAGAUGCUCCUCGGAAGAAGGGCAUUGGACAAGAGCAGACCUAGCAGAGAGCACAACCUGGUCGAGUGGGCACGUCCACUUCUGAACCAUAAUAAGAAAGUCCUUAGAAUCUUAGACCCUAGAAUGGAAGGGCAGUACUCUCCCAGAACUGCAAUGAAGGUGGCGAAUUUGGCAUACCAAUGCCUUAGCCAAAACCCGAAAGGCAGGCCCCUUAUGAGCCAGGUGGUUGAAUUACUCGAGACUUUGCAGACAAACGAGGAAGAUGCAGUACUUCAGAGUGGAGGAGCAGUGACCCUUUAUGAAGAUCCGAAGUAUUCUUCUCAUGGUUCCGAAGAGAGGAGGAGAGAGGCGAAGCCAGAAAAUCCGAAGCAUUCUUCUAAUGGUUCCAAAGAAAGGAGGAGAGAGGUGAAGCCAGAAGAUCCAAAGGAUUCUUCUCAUGGUUCCGAAGAGAGGAGGAGAAAGGCGAAGCCAACAAAUGAGAGGAGCAAGAGUGAGCCUCCAUCUGAGCUUGACCUCUAUAGUCCGCCUGUCGAUUUUGAUCCUGAUAUGAAAUCAGAAUCUAGCAGAAGGUAAACAUUUUCUUUUUUCCCCAGAAAGGAUGGAAGCUGGAUUUUGCAAUGGAAAUAGUCUGCAAUAACUAUUUCUUCUUCCUUUCUUAGUGGAGUUUGAAUUUUUUUUUUAUAUUUUUUAUUAUUAAUCCUACAAUGAGCUUACUUUGUACAAUCUUUGAUACUCAAUAAAUUAAAAUUAACUGAGCUUCAUUUGGUUCUCA
This is a messenger RNA of Tripterygium wilfordii, 1873 nucleotides long. RefSeq names its product probable serine/threonine-protein kinase PBL17. The coding region runs from base 184 to 1674 and encodes 496 amino acids. Lineage: Eukaryota; Viridiplantae; Streptophyta; Magnoliopsida; Celastrales; Celastraceae. The record is from RefSeq and is a predicted model, not a curated record. The transcript has 6 exons. Gene Ontology annotation, biological process: protein phosphorylation. Gene Ontology annotation, molecular function: ATP binding; protein kinase activity.